AUGAGUAAUACUUAUCCAGAUAAAAAUAUUUCACUAGCUUACCAUUUAAGUGUAAUGAGAUCACCGUACCGCUACGGUGAAAGUAGGCAGACCGUAACCACGCAGAUGCGCAUUAGCGACCACGGUCAAGCCCAAAAACAAAAUAAAAGCAGAUCAAGGAUAAAGAUGGUGCAACGAUUAAAGGAUACUUGUAAAGAAGAAGAUAGAUCAAAAAAAAAAGAAGGCAGACAAAAAAGCAGGCAGGUAGGCCAAAAAGGAAGCAGAUGUUUGAUGAAUCAUCGUUAUUAUAUUGAUUUAUCAUGUUGGGUGAUAAAAGAGUGUUUUGACAUUUUUCAAAGAAAAAAAGAAAAGAAAAAGAAAAUGUUGUUCUGUCAGAAGUUAUCAUCAAUAUGUUAUGUGUUUUUAAUGUACUCUACCGCCAUCUCUGGAGCGAUAUCUGAGAAAGUGGUAAUGCGCCAUUCAUUUUGGGAAAGUACGAUAUUUUAUUUUAUAACAUUACGAAAAGCAUUUUCUUGUGACACGACAAAAAACUUUGAAAACACUGUAUAA
Halteromyces radiatus is the source of this 549-nucleotide messenger RNA. RefSeq lists its product as uncharacterized. The record is from RefSeq and is a predicted model, not a curated record. The transcript is spliced from 4 exons. The coding region runs from base 1 to 549 and encodes 182 amino acids. NCBI's taxonomy places the organism in Eukaryota, Fungi, Mucoromycota, Mucoromycetes, Mucorales, Cunninghamellaceae.